CAAUAAAUAAUCAACAGAGAAAUUUUAGUUGCUAUUUCUGUAAUUGAUCAUAUUGUUGAAUUUCUUUCUUGAACGUGACUUUUGGAGUUCCAGCAUCAAUGGAUUCUCAAGAUAUAGAUAGAAAGACAAAUGAUCAGCCUGUCGUCGGUGGAGUUAAACAAUUCUUGAAGAAAAAUAUUUGGGAGAUCGUCCAGGGAAAUUCAUCCUCUAUGAUAGAUGAAGACAAGUUUUAUGAUGCUGAAGAAAAUUUUCCAAUAAUUGAUGACAAGUAUGUCGUUGAAAUCCAAGUAAUGGAUAGUGAGGAUAUCACACCCUUGAGAAACCUCAAACAGAAACAAAAGGAGACUAUUGAAGAAAAAUAUUCUAUUCAAUUGAAACAAUUCUAUUGUUCUAUUUGUAUGGAAGCUAAACCAAUCAAAGAAAUGUUCAAAAAUCCAAAUUGUUCACACUCCUUCUGUGAGGAUUGUAUUGGUAAAUACCUAGCUGCAAAAAUUCAAGAGAAUAUAUCAAGGGUAAACUGUCCUGAACCAAAUUGCAAAGGAACUUUAGAGGCUUAUUAUUGCAGUUCAAUUAUACCAAAGGAUGCAUUUGAUAGAUGGGACAAUGCACUUUGUGAGAAUUCAGUAUUAGAAUCACAAAAAUUUUAUUGUCCUUUUAAGGAUUGUUCAGCAAUGUUGGUAAAUGAUGCAAAGGAAGUUGUGACGACUUCAGAAUGUCCACAUUGUCAUAGAUUAUUUUGCGCACAGUGUAGGGUUUCGUGGCAUGCAGGAGUUAGUUGCAGAAAGUUUCAAAGUUUGAAAAACAAUGAACGAGGAGGGAAGGAAGAUUUAUUGGCGAUGAAUCUUGCAAAUAGAAAGAAAUGGAAAAGAUGUCCAAAAUGCAACUAUUAUGUAGAAAAAGUUCAUGGAUGCACUCAGAUUACAUGCAGGUGUGGUCAUCAAUUUUGCUAUGGUUGUGGAUGCACUUGGACAGGAGGAUCCCAUUAUAAAUGUAAAGCUUGAUAAAAAAAAUUGUAGGACGAGUGAAAAUUGAUGUCUAUGGCCUUGUUUGUUUUGAUUCUCUUUUAAAUUUGUGUUUGUAAAAUAGUGGUAUAUUUUAAUUUUGGGAACUGAAGCAAAACAUUCCAAGUAGUUUUUUAGUUAUGAAUUAAUGUGGUUGAUUUAAAAAAAUUAA
Vicia villosa (hairy vetch) is the source of this 1173-nucleotide messenger RNA. RefSeq names its product E3 ubiquitin-protein ligase RSL1-like. Bases 99 to 1001 code for a protein of 300 amino acids. Gene Ontology annotation, cellular component: cytoplasm; ubiquitin ligase complex. Lineage: Eukaryota; Viridiplantae; Streptophyta; Magnoliopsida; Fabales; Fabaceae. The transcript is spliced from 3 exons. Gene Ontology annotation, biological process: positive regulation of proteasomal ubiquitin-dependent protein catabolic process; protein polyubiquitination; ubiquitin-dependent protein catabolic process. Gene Ontology annotation, molecular function: ubiquitin protein ligase activity; ubiquitin conjugating enzyme binding; zinc ion binding. The record is from RefSeq and is a predicted model, not a curated record.